Molecule: messenger RNA, 3146 nt
Organism: Mustela erminea (ermine)
Lineage: Eukaryota; Metazoa; Chordata; Mammalia; Carnivora; Mustelidae
Exons: 2
Coding region: 211-1140 (309 amino acids)
Source: RefSeq, a predicted model, not a curated record
ACACACUUACUGUCUCUGUCCUUGGAGCCCAGGAAGUGCUCAGCAGUUCUCCUAGCUAAUGAGCUAAUGAGAGGCACAAACGGGAUCCGAACCCACAUCUCCCGAGCAGCGUCCUGCCUGCCAAGCUGCUGAAGGGAGUUAGGCGGCUCUUCAGAGAGACAAUGGGCCAGACAAGGGCAGGACCAGAAAUGGGGGCACCCAGAGGGAGGGAUGCAGAGAGAGGGAAACCUGGAGGCCUCCCAGGACCUUGUUGCCCCUUCGUUCCUUUCUCGCCUGUCCCUGGAGGUAGGGACACAGGCCUUUUGGGGUCUGUGGAAGAUUGUCCUGAGCAAUAACUGCUGGAAAGGGGGACGUGGUAGAUUUGGGACGGGUCCCCUCUCUGAGUCUGAACCCUGCUUUGGGGUGGCUCUGGCAGACACUCACACGACUAGAAUCACCCACCACCCAUGGCACCCCCUCCCUGUCAGUCUGCCCUGUGCUUUCCCGGGCCAUCUCCCCCGACUGAAGAUUCUGCCUGUCUCUUUCCUCCCCACACCCAGCCUCCCCAGGAUGACUAAGGCAACAGCAGGUGUUUGGGGCCAGGAGUCUGGGAGUGUGCGGGGGACCCGGAAGAGCUCCAUGCUGGGGGCAGAGACGUGGGUCUGCUGUUACCCUUGUGAUCUGGGGAGAUCUCGCCUUCCCCGAGACUCAUUCUCCUCAUAUGUAAGAAGGGGCUGGGCCAGGGCUUCCGUGGGACCCCUCUUGCACGCAGUUCUGGGUUCUAAGUCCAACUUCCUUUGUCUUGGAGGACCUCAGAGUCUAUGUCUUGGCCUUGUCGGUUUUCCCAGCUCACAGCCAAGCAGCACUAGCAGCAGAGCUCACCCCUCAGGAAGCCCACCUGCCCCACAAUGGGGGGAAGGCAGGAAGGAGUGGGUUUUAGGAGCAGGCAGUGCAGAAAGUGUGGGCUCAAGCCCCUGCUCUCUCUGGACUUCAGCGGGCUCCCUCUUUCCAGACAGGAUGCUCUCAGUACCUGGAUGGGCCUCUGGGAGAAGACUGGAGGGACAGAACAUACUCUUUUGUUUUUAUAGAGGAACCCGCCAGGGCUGGACAGGAGGAAGCCGUGUGCAUGGAGGCAUGAAACGAGCCCCUGUAAAUCCAUGAAAAUGAGCUGGUGGAGAGAGGGCAGGCCAGGCUCAAGGCUCCUGACCUGUUUUCCCUCCACAAGCAAGAAGCACCGCAAGCCGUGGAUGGUUAUGGACCAAUAGGGCUGUUAGCCUGGGCCCAGAGGCAUGGAGAUCCCCAUGAUAUCGGGGCACCAACAUCAGCCUCUUGGGGCCAGGCUGGGGGGCAGGAGCCAGGCUUGUCCUUCUGUUAAAGACCAAAGACUAAAGACUGUUAAAGACCUAAGCUCAGCUCCGCUGGGGAAGCUAGAGGGAAUGAGAGACUCCUUAUAACUCAAAAGGGCCACUGAAGUUUACCCUGCUGGCCUAUGUCCCUUGUAGGAAGGCCGCUGCCUUCUGGUCUCUCUGCUGCCUGAUGUCCCUGACCCACCAUUUACAGCCCCACACACCCGUGUUUUCUCUAUCCUCACCUCCUUCAGUCCUCUACCCACCAUUGCUCCUGUGAGCCUCUCCCUUCGAAUGCCAGGGGUAAGGUGAUUCCAGGCAGAGAUUUCAGAACGACUUAGAAUUCUCCAGAGGGGUCCUGAACCAUUCCUUCCACCAGAGCCCCUGAUGCCUCAGCCUGCUUGGUCCUGAGCUGCGAGAUGGGGAGGGGGCAGAUGAAGCCUUAGGAUGAGUUGGGCCCUGGGGUCCUGGAUAAGGAAGGCACAGCCCCUGCCCCUGAGACCCUCAACACCUGGUAGGGGAGGCCGAGGUGGGGCUGGAUGGCGAUGAUCCGAGGAAGGAGGUAGCUAACCCAUGGUCGUGGUUGGGAGGUGGUUUGAGUGGGCCUUAGGGGACAAGUAGAAGUCCCUAGGGUGGAGAGUCACUGAAGAAUGGAAGGGGGAACAGCAUUCACGAAGGUCUGGGACUGUAUAAGGGCCCAGAAUGUCCUGGGCUCGGCUGGAGUAGUGUGAGCUCCAGGAAGGCAGAGAGACCUCUGUGAGUUUGGGUGACAGCUGCGUCUCCAGUGCCUGAAACAGUGCCUGCAACACAUUCUUGAUGAAUCUGUGGAUAAGAGGAGAGAGUAUCUGGAAGUGCAGUUGAAUGACUCUCUCAGUGUCAGUUCCUGGGAGCUAAGGCCCUAGAGCUCCACGCUGAAGGUACUAGGGAGCCAUUGAAGGAUUCUGAACAGGGAAAGGGUGAUGAUGUCUCUAAUGAUGGUGAGGAUCAGUGGGGCUUGUUGGGGUUCCAGUUCCCACCCCCUCUCCCAUUCCCAGCCAUUUCCAGCAGCCUCCGCAGCCCAGUUUUAGUCCUUCAUUGUCCGGACGGGGCCCUCCCGGCUGGGGUUCCAGCCAGGAGGUCUGUGGGUGUGGGCCGGUGGAGUGGGGCUGCUGUGGCUAACUCAGGCUCCGGAAACGCUUUAAUGUUGAUAUUGGUUAACUCUGGGAGGAAGAGUCCUUGGGAAGAAAACAAAAACAAAACCACAUUCCCAGGGUUGACAGUGGCCAUAGGCCAGCCCACGCAAGAGGAAAGAGCACAGAACCACACCCGGGAAGCACUUGUCCUGCUGGCGGGUUGGUGCCCUUCUGUAGGACAGCGCCCAGGCCAGGACUGCAGGCCCAGCACCUGAAUAAGGUCCCUGAAGGCCUGGCCUCCCACACGGGCAGUUUAGUUAGGUGGGGCCCCGAGAAUGGGCUCAGAGGGCUUAGGUGGAGCAGAACACAGGCUCUGGGUUCGACCUAUAACCUUGAACAUGUGGGCUAGCACAGCCUGCAACUUUAUCCAGCUCAUGCGCACUGACUCAUGCUCACAGCAGACAUUACUAAUCAAUGGCGGCAUUUCUUUCUCCUGAGCUCAGUGACCUCGGAAUGACAUUCUUUAAGAGCUCCUGAGCCCUCGGGAUGCUCACCUGAACUGAGAGGUGUUGUAAGUCUAAAAGACAUAAUGGGUUUUGAAGAUGUAAGAGGGGGAAAAAAGUUAUUAAUGCAUUGUGACACUGAUGACACUUGGAAGUGAAAACAUUUUGGCUAUAUUGGUUCAAAUAAAAUAUAUUGUAAAAGUUAA